ACCAUGCUGGGGACACUGCCAUACCUUAUACUUGCGUUGAUUUUUGCGCACGUGGUGACUAGUUUCGUAUUCAAUGAGACGGUACUUAAUAAGGUUGAGAAGAAUGACUUGGCCGUGCUGACGAGGAGACAAGGAAGAGGGAAGAAAUCUCAGUCUACUUCCUCCGACAGCAUUCGAGGCAGCGGCCGUGGUAGUGGAGGUUCGAAGAACAGUGACGAUGACGAGUCACUAAAGGAGGAGUUCAGUGAGCAAUCUUCCACUGACACUGAUGAGAAGAAACGCACGAGGGAUAAGAAGGACAGAGCGCCCAAAUCCACAGUAGAACGAAAGGGAUGGCGCAAAUGGCACCGCAAGUGCACGAGGUGUGCCGAAGACAUGCGCAAGAAGUGGCGCGACCCCAGCAUCAAGUGGAUCUGCGGCGCCUACCAGCGCGCACGCAGGACCUUCAAGAGUCUCUGCAUGAUGUACUAUAGGAACUGCCAGGAUGGUACCAUGUUCACCAAGAUAGCAGACCACCGGUGUGAGAACGGCUCUGGGCAGAUCAGACCGUACAAUCACCACUUCUUCUAUGACUACAACGUGGCGCUGACCGGGGAGGGCAGUGCCGUGGCCUCUGAGUCCACGGAGACAGAACCCUCAGAGUCUUCCUGGGAUACCUCCAGGAUCAACAAGCUGCCGCCCUUGCGAUUUUAA
Molecule: messenger RNA, 693 nt
Organism: Helicoverpa zea (corn earworm)
Lineage: Eukaryota; Metazoa; Arthropoda; Insecta; Lepidoptera; Noctuidae
Exons: 5
Coding region: 4-693 (229 amino acids)
Source: RefSeq, a predicted model, not a curated record